AUGGCAGAUAAUGAUGCUAGGCAGUCUUUGCUUUCAUCCACGAAUGAUUCACUAAAUCUCAGCGAGACAAAGGCUCUUCAUAGAAGAAGAUCCCAUCGCCGUUCGAAAAGUCGAUCAGAGAAAAACUCCGACGACCAAGAGAAGGAACCUCCGUUCAUAAACCUCGAACCGGUACUCAUAGUACGAGAGUUUAGGUUCAAGUACGUGCUAAUGUUGUUGGGAGCCUAUCUAGGUUUAGGCACCAUUUGGUUUUACCUCAUCGAUAAUCAGAUCGACGGCAAGAAAACGAAUGGGAUCGUCGAUGCCGUUUACUUUUGCGUCGUGACGAUGACCACGGUCGGGUACGGUGACCUCAUACCCCGUAGCUCGUUGGCGAAGAUACUCGCGUGCGUUUAUGCCUUCAUUGGUGCGGCGCUCGUCGGUUUAAUCCUAAGUAAUGCAGCGGACUACAUUGCGGACAAGCAGGGGACUCUCUUGGUAAAAGCCCUGCAUAUGAAUGAUGAGUUCGAUACGGCUGAGGUACUUAUGGAUAUCGAAACCAACAAGGUCAAGUAUAAGUCCCUGAUGACCUUGGCACUACUCGUGGUGCUUAUAAUUGCCGGAAUCGGGUUCUUGUUCCUCGUCGAAGAGAUGGAAUUCCUCGAUUCGGUUUAUUGUGUGUGCGCGACGAUCACGACGCUCGGAUACGGAGAUAAGAGCUUCUCGACGCAAGGGGGACGCGUGUUUGCCAUUUUGUGGAUACUUACCAGCACGGUGUGCUUAGCUAACUUCUUCCUCUAUCUAGCCGAGCUAUACACCGAGAGGAGGAAAAGAGCACUGGUUAAAUGGGUUCUUAAUAGAAAUCUAACUGCAGGUGACCUUGAGGCUGCAGAUUUGGAUCAUGAUGAGGUGGUAAGUGCUGCAGAGUUCAUCGUAUAUAAGCUCAAGGAAAUGGGAAAGAUUUGCCAGGAAGACAUUGUGAUGUUGACGGAGAAGUUCAAAGCUCUUGAUGUUGAUCAAUCGGGAACUUUGACUACAGAGGAUCUGACUUUGUCCUAGCA
Hibiscus syriacus is the source of this 1040-nucleotide messenger RNA. RefSeq names its product two-pore potassium channel 1-like. The record is from RefSeq and is a predicted model, not a curated record. Gene Ontology annotation, cellular component: plant-type vacuole membrane. The transcript is spliced from 2 exons. Gene Ontology annotation, molecular function: calcium ion binding; potassium ion leak channel activity. Gene Ontology annotation, biological process: stabilization of membrane potential; potassium ion transmembrane transport. Bases 1 to 1038 code for a protein of 345 amino acids. Lineage: Eukaryota; Viridiplantae; Streptophyta; Magnoliopsida; Malvales; Malvaceae.